Humulus lupulus (European hop) is the source of this 717-nucleotide messenger RNA. RefSeq lists its product as uncharacterized. The coding region runs from base 1 to 717 and encodes 238 amino acids. The transcript has a single exon. The record is from RefSeq and is a predicted model, not a curated record. NCBI's taxonomy places the organism in Eukaryota, Viridiplantae, Streptophyta, Magnoliopsida, Rosales, Cannabaceae. Gene Ontology annotation, molecular function: zinc ion binding; nucleic acid binding.
AUGGAAGAAUCUGAAUCAAUUUUUGAUUAUUUUGCUAGAGUAUUGGCAAUUAUCAAUCAAUUAAGAAGAAAUGGUGAAAACAUUAGUGAAGUGAAGGUUAUAGAGAAAAUUCUUCGCACUGUAACUCCAACCUUCGAAUACAUUGCUACAAACAUUGAUGAAAAUAAAGAUUUAGAAAUUAUGACUGUUGAGCAACUCAUGAGUUCUUUACAAACCUAUGAGGAGAAACAAAAGAGGAAAAAGAAGCAAAAGGAGAUGGUGGAGCAAUUAAUACAACUCAACUUGAAGGAAGAAAAUUUCAGCAAUAAUAGAGAUCAAAGAAUAAGAGGACAUGACCAAGGAAGCGGACGUGGACGUGGUCGUGGACAAGGAAGAGAAGAAAGGGGUGGCUUCAACAACUUCAAUUAUGGAGAAAGAAGUCAAAAUUCACAAGCAACAAGAGGACGCGGAAGAGGUAACUCAUGGUCAAGGAAUGAUAAAUCCCACAUCAAAUGCUACAAUUGCAAUAAGUUCGGCCACUAUGCCUCCGAGUUUAGAUCAAGGAAGGUUGAAGAAAAGGUCAAUUUCGUCGAAGACAAAGGUGGAGAAGAAGGAACAUUGCUACUAGCUUGCAAAGACAAAGAUGAAGGCCAAGAAAAUAGAUGGUAUCUUGACACCGGUGCUAGCAAUCACAUGUGUGGACAAAGAGAAUGUUCGUGGAGCUCAAUGAAGUGGUAA